UUCCCCAAGGGAGGGGUGGGUGGUGCUCUGCUGGUUUAAGAGGAGAGAAGGGGCUGCAGUGCCUGCAGAGGGCAGAGGAGAGGAAAGCACCGGGCUGUGCUGCUGUCCCAGAGCUGGAGACCCCAUCUCCCACUGAGAGACAUGACCCCACUGGCCCUGCGCCUCCUCGUCCUCAUCCCCGUCCUCCUCAGCCUGACGGCCUCCCUGGACUGGAAGGCUGACCCCAUCCAGGACCCCUUCGAGAAAUGCAUGCAUGAUCCUGACUAUGAUCAGCUGCUCAAGGUGGUGACUUUGGGCCUCAAUCGGACUCUGAAGCCCCAAAGGGUGAUUGUGGUUGGUGCUGGCCUGGCUGGGCUGGUGGCCGCCAAGGUGCUCAGUGAUGCCGGACACAAGGUCACCAUCCUGGAGGCAGACAACAGGGUUGGGGGUCGCAUCUUCACCUACCGGAACCAGAAGACUGGCUGGACUGGGGAGCUGGGAGCCAUGCGCAUGCCCAGCUCCCACAGGAUCCUUCACAAGCUCUGCAAGAGCCUGGGACUCAACCUGACAAAGUUCGUCCAAUAUGAUGAGAACACUUGGAUGGAAGUGAACCAGGUGAAACUGCGGAAUUAUGUGGUAGAGAAGAUGCCUGAGAAGUUGGGCUAUGCCCUGCGCCCCAGGGAGAAGGGCCAUGCCCCCGAAGAUAUCUAUCAGAUGGCUCUCAACAAGGCCCUCAAAGACCUCAAGACAAUGGGCUGCAAAAAGGCAAUGAAGAAAUUUGAAAGGCACACACUCCUGGAAUACCUCCUUGGGGAGGGGAACCUGAGCCAGCCGGCCGUGCAGCUUCUAGGAGAUGUGAUGUCCAAGGAUGGUUUCUUCUAUCUCAGCUUCGCGGAGGCCCUUAGGGCCCACAGCUGCCUGAGCGACCGGCUCCAGUACAGUCGCAUCGUGGGCGGCUGGGACCUGCUGCCGCGAGCUCUACUGAGCUCGUUGUCGGGACCAGUGCUGCUGAACGCGCCGGUCGUGGCGAUCACGCAGGGGUUGCGCAAUGUGCACGUGCAGAUUGCGACCGCUCGCCGGGCACGGAGUCUGAAGGCUCUGACCGCAGACGUGGUGCUGCUAACAGCGAGUGGGCCGGCGGUGCAGCGCAUAAACUUCUCACCACCGCUGUCGCGUCGACUGCAGCAGGCGCUGCGUGCGCUGCACUACGUGCCGGCCACCAAGGUAUUCCUGAGCUUCCGUCGGCCCUUCUGGCACGACGAGGACAUCGAAGGCGGCCACUCGAACACAGACCGCCCAUCGCGCGUGAUAUUCUAUCCGCCGCCGCACGAGGGUGCGCUGCUUCUGGCCUCGUACACGUGGUCGGACGCGGCAGCCACGUUUGCAGGUCUGACCUUGGACGAGGCGCUGCGCUUGGCGCUCGACGACUUGGCGGCUCUGCAUGGGCCGCUCGUGUACCGGUUAUGGGAUGGCAGCGGCGUCAUCAAACGCUGGGCAGAGGACCCGCACAGCCAGGGUGGCUUCGUGGUGCAGCCACCAGUGCUCUGGCAAAACGAGAAGGACGACUGGCAGGACUACAAUUGGGCGGUCCCUUACGGCCGCAUCUACUUCGCGGGCGAGCACACGGCCCUCCCCCACGGCUGGAUGGAGACGGCUGUCAAGUCGGCCUUGCGGGCCGCCAUUAAGAUCAACAGCGGGGAGGGUCAUGUGUCCGUGACCCCCAGCCCAAAGCGGCCCAGCCAUGCACGCGCGCACUCAAUGGCCAGUAGCGCCCCGUGUGACCUGGCGGCAAAGGGAGAUUCCACCCAACUUCCAAUCCUACACCAGUUAUCUCUCCCGAACACCACCCACAAAAGAACCUCGGAUUAAAAUAUUUUCGGAAAAA
Messenger RNA from Otolemur garnettii (small-eared galago), 1864 nucleotides. RefSeq names its product interleukin 4 induced 1 (gene IL4I1). The transcript has 8 exons. Bases 142 to 1848 code for a protein of 568 amino acids. Gene Ontology annotation, biological process: amino acid catabolic process. Gene Ontology annotation, molecular function: polyamine oxidase activity; L-amino-acid oxidase activity. The record is from RefSeq and is a predicted model, not a curated record. Lineage: Eukaryota; Metazoa; Chordata; Mammalia; Primates; Galagidae.